CAUUGCCCUUCGAGAUGCUGUGCUGGGGUCCUCUUCUAACGCACCGCUGGUAUGACCUCCCUAGGCCAACAUUCUCUUUGUGCCUUCCCUUUCCAUUGUCGUCUCUCCAGAAAUAUUUUCCCCUUCGAAUUUGUUCGUGUAUCCCUGUGUUCAUGAUUCCAGUCGAAAAAGCAAGAAAUGAGCAAAUCCCAUGUUGCCCGAGAAUCUGAGGCGAGCAAAUAUGGCGUGGACUUCGAAUUCGACCCGGCGUUGGACUUCUCUGAGUUCCUAGAUCAAGCAAGACGACACAUAUGUGAGGAAGCAAGUCCUAGAGCUCCAUCGCCUGUAGCAGAUAUCGAUAGGCAGAGCGAAUUCAAGAAGAGCAAGAAACCGUGGAAGAAUUCUCUCCUCUCGUGGUGGCCGAAAGCACGCAACAAAUUCGAAAAGAAGAGCAAGUCCAGAGUCGAACCUGCAAGCAGUUCUCAGAGCUCUAACCCGAUGAGGAAUCACAUUUCUGGUCCAAUAUACAUGAAGAGCAGCGGGACCAGGAAGGGGAAGCCAGGUGAGCGACCCCAUUGCUCGUCCUCGGGCCCCCUGAUGGGUCUCUUCAGAUCCUCCCGGGUGAUGGAGAAUGAGAUACCCUACGCAGCUCUCGACGACAUCGAUCCCCGCCGUGCAAAGCCGUAUGGUCCUGUCUACUUUGUUACCUAGCAGCUCAUAGCUGCGAGAGGACGGUUGCACAGUUGUGAUCAGCAUUGAAAAGAUCUUGUAUCGGGCAUGUAAUGAAAUGCUUAAAGGAAAAGAACUGGGUAGCUUGAUUGAAUGU
Messenger RNA from Rhodamnia argentea, 805 nucleotides. RefSeq lists its product as uncharacterized. NCBI's taxonomy places the organism in Eukaryota, Viridiplantae, Streptophyta, Magnoliopsida, Myrtales, Myrtaceae. The record is from RefSeq and is a predicted model, not a curated record. The transcript has 2 exons. The coding region runs from base 178 to 690 and encodes 170 amino acids.